UUCGAUGGAGUGAGGCUUCAGGCGGAUCGAGGGGUCUGUAGCCAACAUCCUUUAUUAAUCUCUCACUUUUUUCAAGAUUUAAUAAACAAAAAAAUGUCUUCCUCAUCUCCAAAUUCAUCCUCCCCUCCAUUAUCUUCAUUCAAUCUUCAAUACGAAAACAAUUUAAAUAUAAUAACUUCAAUAAAUUCUUCCCCAAAUAUCCCAACAACCAAAGCCUUUGUUUGCGAAAUUUGCAACAAAGCUUUCCGUUUCCGUUCAAAUCUGGCAGAACACCGAUCUGUCCAUACCGCCGUUAAGCCUUUUGUUUGUAAAUUCUGUGGAAAGUCGUCGAGGUUGAAAGGGAAUUUGACCAAACACAUUCUGAAACAUCACAAAAAUGAACAGAGAGAUUAUAUUGGGACGGAUGAUUAUAUUAUUAAAAAGGGCAAAAAAUCUGUGAAGGAUCCGGCGGCAAUUGAAUUCCUCGAACGUUCAAUGAUUGUGCUCAAUAAUUCCGCUAGUGCCAAUAAUGCCAAACAACGAAAUUCUAAAGAAUCGGAUUCUAAAGAAAGUUCAGUCAAUUUAGACAACAAUGACAAUAAUAAUGAAAUUAAUACGGAUAAUUUAUUCAAUUCUUUGGGAUUUAAUAAAUCUUUUGAAAUGAAGGAGGAAGAAAAUGAUGGUGAGCAACAAGCUUUAGCUUCUUCGCCGUUAACACCAGAAAAUGAAAAUAACAAAGGGGAAGGUCUGGAAAUUUUAUUUGAAAUUAAUUCUGAUUUUUAA
Molecule: messenger RNA, 762 nt
Organism: Meloidogyne enterolobii
Lineage: Eukaryota; Metazoa; Nematoda; Chromadorea; Rhabditida; Meloidogynidae
Source: the annotation of a GenBank genome assembly